Mustela lutreola (European mink) is the source of this 2938-nucleotide messenger RNA. It is a transcript of the gene TRPV6, whose product is annotated as transient receptor potential cation channel subfamily V member 6. Gene Ontology annotation, cellular component: membrane. Gene Ontology annotation, biological process: calcium ion import across plasma membrane. The coding region runs from base 271 to 2445 and encodes 724 amino acids. The transcript is spliced from 15 exons. NCBI's taxonomy places the organism in Eukaryota, Metazoa, Chordata, Mammalia, Carnivora, Mustelidae. The record is from RefSeq and is a predicted model, not a curated record. Gene Ontology annotation, molecular function: protein binding; calcium channel activity.
GCUCACUCCCGGGAGGAGCUCCUGAGGAGGAGCCAGCUCCAGCAGAGGGAGUCUCAGUUUUGCCAAGUGUAGGAACCUCAGAGCCCUCUGCAGUCUGGCUCAGGCCUCAGGGAGACUCUGCAGGGACCCCAGGAGGUAGGAGACUAGGAGACGGGACCUCUCCAGGGAGAGGGCAGGCCGGCCCUUGGGGGAGCUGAUGUGGCCCCAAGGCUGAGUCCUGUCGGGGUCUGGCCUUGGCCUCAGCCCCCCAAGGAGCCGGCCCUACACUCUAUGGGGUUGCCGCUGCCCAAGGAGAAGGGGCUCAUUCUCUGCCUGUGGAGAAAAUUCUGUAGAUGGUUCCAGAGACAGGAGUCGUGGGCUCAGAGCCGAGAUGAGCAGAACCUGCAGCAGCAGAAGAGGAUCUGGGAGUCUCCUCUCCUUCUAGCGGCCAAGGAAAACAAUGUGCAGGCUCUCCACAAGCUACUCAAGUACGAGGCAUGUGACAUGCACCAGAGAGGAGCCAUGGGGGAGACGGCACUGCACAUAGCAGCCCUCUAUGACAACCUGGAGGCAGCCAUCGUGCUGAUGGAGGCCGCCCCUGAGCUGGUCUUCGAGCCCAUGACAUCCAAGCUGUAUGAGGGUCAGACUGCACUGCACAUAGCCAUCGUGAAUCAGAACGUGAACUUGGUGCGAACCCUGCUUGCCCAUGGGGCCAGCGUCUCUGCAAGAGCGACAGGCACAGCUUUCCGCCGCAGCCCCCGCAACCUCAUCUACUUUGGGGAGCACCCUUUGUCUUUUGCUGCCUGCGUGGGCAGUGAGGAGAUCGUGCGGCUGCUCAUUGAGCAUGGAGCGGACAUCCGGGCCCAGGACUCCCUGGGAAACACCGUGUUGCACAUCCUCAUCCUCCAGCCCAACAAGACCUUUGCCUGCCAAAUGUACAACCUGCUGCUGUCCUACGAUGGGCGCAGGGACCACCUGCAGUCCCUGGACCUCGUGCCCAAUCACCAGGGCCUCACCCCCUUCAAGCUGGCCGGCGUGGAGGGCAACACUGUGAUGUUCCAGCACCUGAUGCAGAAGCGGAAGCACAUCCAGUGGACGUACGGGCCGCUGACCUCCACUCUCUAUGACCUCACAGAGAUCGACUCCUCCGGGGACGAGCAGUCCCUGCUAGAACUUAUCGUCACCACCAAGAAGCGGGAGGCUCGCCAGAUCCUGGACCAGACACCCGUGAAGGAGCUGGUGAGCCUCAAGUGGAAGAGAUACGGGCGGCCGUACUUCUGCGUGCUGGGCGCCAUCUACCUGAUCUACAUCAUCUGCUUCACCAUGUGCUGCGUCUACCGCCCCCUCAAGCCCAGGACCAAUAACCACACGGGUCCCCGAGACAACACCCUCCUACAGCAGAAGCUGCUUCAGGAGGCCUACGUGACCCCGGAGGAUGACAUCCGCCUGGUGGGGGAGCUGGUGACCGUCAUUGGAGCUGUGAUCAUUCUGCUCGCAGAGAUUCCAGACAUCUUCAGGGUGGGGGUCACUCGCUUCUUUGGACAGACGAUCCUUGGGGGGCCGUUUCACGUCCUCAUCAUUGCCUAUGCCUGCAUGGUGCUGGUAACCAUGGUCAUGCGGCUCAUGAACGCCAGCGGGGAGGUGGUGCCCAUGUCCUUCGCGCUGGUGCUGGGCUGGUGCAAUGUCAUGUACUUCGCCCGAGGAUUCCAGAUGUUGGGCCCGUUCACCAUCAUGAUCCAGAAGAUGAUUUUUGGUGACCUGAUGCGGUUCUGCUGGCUGAUGGCUGUGGUCAUCCUGGGCUUUGCCUCAGCCUUCUAUAUCAUCUUCCAGACAGAGGACCCCGACGAGCUGGGCCACUUCUACGACUACCCCAUGGCACUGUUCAGCACCUUCGAGCUGUUCCUCACGGUCAUCGACGGGCCUGCCAACUAUGACGUGGAUCUGCCCUUCAUGUACAGCAUCACCUACGCUGCCUUCGCCAUCAUCGCCACAUUGCUCAUGCUCAACCUUCUCAUCGCCAUGAUGGGUGACACUCACUGGCGGGUGGCCCAUGAGCGGGAUGAGCUCUGGAGGGCGCAGGUGGUAGCCACCACGGUGAUGCUGGAGCGGAAGCUGCCUCGCUGCCUGUGGCCUCGCUCGGGCAUCUGUGGGCGCGAGUACGGGCUGGGGGACCGCUGGUUCCUGCGGGUGGAGGACCGACAGGAUCUCAACCGGCAGCGAGUGCGGCGCUACGCGCAGGCCUUCCACACCCAGGGCUCCGAUGACUUGGACAAAGGCUCAGAAAAACUGCAGCUGGGCCACCCCUUUGGCCCCCACCUGUCCCUCUCUACCCCCUCCGUGUCUCGGAGUACCUCCCGCAGCAGCACCAACUGGGAGAGGCUCCGGCAAGGCACCCUGAGGAGGGAACUGAGGGGCCUGACCAACAGGGCUCUGGAAGACGGGGACGGCUGGGAGUAUCAGAUCUGAGCGCGCUCCAUCUCGUGGCUGCUGUCCUUUUCCUGGGGCGUCCGAAGACAACACUGAGACACCCAGAGGUCUGCUCUCCCAGGUCCAGGGGGGGGGGAAGCAGAAUGCAGUCUGAGGAAUGCCGGCUGGGAACAACCGCCCCAGGUCCCACUACUCGUUCAGCUCUGGGGCGAAUGGAAACCAAGGAGGGAGGUGGCCCUCGCCUCACCCCGCGCACAGGGCUGGUGCCAGGGGGCACCAAGCUGAGUGGCUCUUCGGCCUUACGGAAGUACUCUGCACUGUCAGAGCAAAGCACUUUAAGGACAGGCUUGCCGUCUCUACCCCAGUGUUAACGGUGGGAAGGGGAGAGCCCUUCCCAGGGUGCUCCAGACAGCUGGGAGGGAGGCUUGUGGAAAGCAUGAGCGGGGGGGACAGGUACCACUUUGGGGGUGGAAUGAAGCUGGUUGAGUCUUGCCACCUUCUACCUUCCAAUAAAGUCAUUCCCUGCUCUGUG